Saitoella complicata NRRL Y-17804 is the source of this 795-nucleotide messenger RNA. RefSeq lists its product as uncharacterized. The transcript has 2 exons. NCBI's taxonomy places the organism in Eukaryota, Fungi, Ascomycota, Saitoellomycetes, Saitoellales, Saitoellaceae. Bases 1 to 795 code for a protein of 264 amino acids. The record is from RefSeq and is a predicted model, not a curated record.
AUGUUCUCCAUCAUUCUCCACCCCAUUACCGCCGUCAAGUCCGUCGCUUCCGCCGCUUUGACCAAGGUCAACGCGACGAAGACCGCCGUGACUGAGCUGUACGAGAAGAUGACCGAACUCACUCACCAGUAUGACUGGUUGAACGAGGAGAUCGAAGAAGAUGACAGUCAAGAGAGUCAGAUUAACGAGCACGUGACCCCUUACGAAGAGGAUGAGAAGCUAACCACCUUCGAGUUUCAGCAAGUCGACAUUGUCGAGAAAGCUGACGAAGGCCUGGUCGAGCUUGCUGAGGAGAACAAGGAGGUUCUCUUGAAGGGAGUUGAAGGGACGUUGGAGAAGUUCCGCCUCUGGGAAGAGAAGCAAGUCAUCAAGGAGGAGAAUCAGAAGCAGGAGGCCGAGAUGGACGCGCUUUUUGCGGACAUCGAAGAGGCGUGCGCGCCUUAUGAGGCCGAGAACCAGCUUUGGGACUUGUAUGACCGAUGCUACCAGCAGGCGGAGAUGGAGAUGCUGUUUGAGGAGGUCGAAGAGGCGUGUGCGCCGUAUGUGGCAGCCGACUUCGACGAGGACCUCAUGGAGCGUUGCAAGCAAGAGGUUGCCUUGGAGAUGCUUUACGAGGAGUUCGAGGAGGCUGACGUUCUGUAUGAGAUUGGAGAUGAGUUGAUGGAGAGGUGCAAGGGGGAGGUUGCUUUGGAGAUGAUGAAUGAGCAGUUCGAGGACGCCCGUUCGCUUUACGCAGCGGAAGCUGAGUCGAUGGUGGAGUACGAAGAAGCCGAUGCCUCAUACGUGGUUUACUAA